This is a messenger RNA of Oncorhynchus masou masou (cherry salmon), 3777 nucleotides long. RefSeq names its product potassium voltage-gated channel subfamily H member 6-like. Gene Ontology annotation, molecular function: inward rectifier potassium channel activity. Gene Ontology annotation, cellular component: plasma membrane. Lineage: Eukaryota; Metazoa; Chordata; Actinopteri; Salmoniformes; Salmonidae. The record is from RefSeq and is a predicted model, not a curated record. The transcript is spliced from 16 exons. Gene Ontology annotation, biological process: regulation of ventricular cardiac muscle cell membrane repolarization; regulation of heart rate by cardiac conduction; membrane repolarization during action potential. The coding region runs from base 1 to 3777 and encodes 1258 amino acids.
AUGCCUGUUCGGCGCGGACACGUGGCUCCUCAGAACACUUUUCUGGAUACAAUCAUCCGAAAAUUCGAAGGACAGAAUCGCAAGUUCAUCAUCGCCAAUGCUCGCGUGGAGAACUGCGCCAUCAUCUUCUGUAACGACGCCUUCUGUGGCAUGUGCGGCUACACGCGCGCUGAGGUCAUGCAGAAGCCGUGCACCUGCAGCUUUCUGUAUGGGCCGCACACUAAGAGGCCUGCCGUGGCCCAAAUGGCCAAGGCUCUGCUGGGCUCCGAGGAGAGGAAGGUGGAGAUCUCCCUCUACGCCAAAGAUGGUAUGUGUUUCUCCUGUAAAAUUGAUGUGGUGCCAGUGAAGAAUGAGGAUGGCUUGGUGAUCAUGUUCAUCCUCAACUUUGAGCUGCCCACUGAUCCGCCUAUUCCCAGCUCCCCGACCAGAGAGCUCAACAAGCUGCCCAUCCCCUGGCUUCCCCUAGCACGUCGGCAUAGGUUCCGUCUGCCCUCCGCCCUGCUCCGCUCCCUCAGCAGCAGUAAACAUUCCCUGGAGGAUGACACCGAGCUGGGCCACCAGCGGGACUUCUCUGCCCUGGGGCAUGAGUCUGUAGCCCUGGACAAGCUGCUGUCCCUGCCAGAGCGCCGGCGGCUGGGGGGCACCGGGGUACUACUCUGGGACGAAGACCAGAGGGCCUUGCUGGGAGGUGACCCUGUCUCUCCCACCGGGGACCCCUCCGAUGCCCCACAAGCCCUGUCCCUGGCCAUGGGCUUCUCCCAGUCCUCCCCCAGGCUGCACUGCCUCUGGGUGGACGAGGAGUGUGGCUCCAACUGCAGCGUAAUGCCCAGCCGCUCCUAUGAGAGCCUCUGCAGCCCGCUGCACGCCUCAUCUGUGGACGGCAUCAAGACUCGCAGGGGACGGUCCAGCUGGCAUGGGAAGCUCCAGACGCGGCCCAGCAGCACAGGCGGAAUGAAGUCCAGUCUGCAUAAUGUUACAUCUGACUCCACGUCUGACCCCAACCUCAUCCGCUUCCGGACCUUAAGUCACGUGACCCAGCUCAACCCACUGGACAACAGGCCAGACCCCCUGGUGGCCCUCCCAUCUGCGGAGAUUGACAUCAUCGCCCCCUGUAAACUAAUGGACCGCACACACGGGGUCACUGAGAAAGUCACUCAGGUCCUCUCACUAGGCCCAGAUGUCCUACCAGAGUACAAGCUCCAGACCCCCCGUAUCCAUAAAUGGACCAUCCUGCACUACAGCCCCUUCAAAGCAGUGUGGGACUGGGUCAUCCUGCUCCUGGUCAUCUACACAGCCAUCUUCACACCCUACUCCGCGGCCUUUCUUCUCAGUGACCAGGAGGAGGCAGCCAUGCAGACCUGUGGUUACUGCUCUCCACUGAACGUGGUGGACCUCAUCGUGGACAUCAUGUUCAUCGUUGACAUCGUCAUCAACUUCAGGACGACAUACGUAAACACCAACGACGAGGUGGUCAGCCAGUCGCAGCGGAUUGCCGUGCACUACUUCAAAGGCUGGUUCCUCAUAGACAUGGUGGCGGCUAUCCCCUUUGACCUGCUCAUAUACCGCUCUGGAGAAGAGACAACAACCCUGAUUGGCCUGUUAAAGACUGCUCGGCUACUGCGAUUGGUGCGUGUAGCUCGGAAACUGGACAGAUACUCUGAGUACGGCGCGGCCGUCCUCUUCCUCCUCAUGUGCACCUUUGCCCUUAUCGCUCAUUGGCUGGCCUGCAUCUGGUACGCAAUUGGUAACGUGGAUCGUGCAGGAGCGGCCCGGAUUGGCUGGUUGGACUCUUUGGGGGACCAGCUGGGAAAGCCCUACAAUCAGACUGUACCAGGGUCAGGUCCCUCCAUCAGGGACAAAUAUGUCACAGCACUCUACUUUACCUUCAGUAGUCUGACCAGCGUGGGCUUCGGGAACAUCUCCCCUAAUACCAACUCUGAGAAGAUCUUCUCUAUCUGUGUAAUGCUCAUCGGCUCUCUCAUGUAUGCCAGCAUUUUUGGUAAUGUGUCAGCCAUCAUCCAGCGGCUGUACUCCGGCACGGCUCGCUACCACACCCAGAUGCUGCGGGUUCGAGAGUUCAUCCGCUUCCACCAGAUCCCCAACCCACUGAGGCAGCGGCUGGAGGAGUACUUCCAACAUGCCUGGUCCUACACUAACGGCAUUGAUAUGAAUGCUGUGCUGAAGGGUUUCCCAGAGUGCUUACAGGCUGAUAUCUGCCUGCACCUCAACCGCACCCUGCUGCAGAACUGUAAGGCCUUCAAAGGCUCCACUAAGGGCUGCCUGCGGGCCCUGGCCAUGAGGUUUAAGACCACCCAUGCCCCGCCAGGCGACACCCUGGUCCAUGCCGGUGACGUCAUCUCAGCCCUCUACUUCAUUUCCCGUGGCUCCAUAGAGAUUCUGAGAGGGGAUGUGGUGGUGGCCAUCCUGGGUAAGAAUGACAUCUUUGGAGAGCCCAUUAACCUGUAUGCCUGUCCAGGGAAGUGCAAUGCAGACGUGAGGGCUCUGACCUACUGUGACCUCCAUAAGAUCCACAGGGAGGACAUGCUGGAGGUGCUAGAUAUGUAUCCCGAGUUCUCUGACUACUUCUGGGGGAACCUGGAGAUCACGUUCAACCUCCGGGAUGUUGCCACGGUAGCUGGUUCAAUGAGCAGUGAGGACUCUGAUCAUUGUGGAGUCAGCUGUCGUAUUCACAGACAAAAACUGUCCCUCAGUUGCAGCUCGGACAGAGGUGUGGCAGAGGAAACCAAUCCAUCCCAGAGACAUGUCCGCAGGGCCAGAGGCCAGAGCUCCAGAGCACAGGGAGAUGGGCAGAACACAGAGUCUCAGGGCCUGAUGAGCUCAGCCUAUUCUCCUUUCUACUCCAGUGAAGAUGAGGAGUCAGUGUUAACCAGCCCUGUACAACCAACUUCACUAGUAGGGAUCCCCCAUAGCCAGACCACCAACCUCAGCAGUGCGGUGGAGGAUGAGAUGAACCAGAAGACUGGCAAUACCUGCAAUCCUCUCUCAGGGGCUUUCUCAGGCGUCUCCAACAUCUUCAGUUUCUGGGAGGAGAGCCGAGAACAGCAGCAGUAUCAAGAGGUGACCUGCCACUGCCUGCCCUCCACUCCCCCUCCUCCCCCUCUCCACACUGUCCUGUGCAACAUCAGCCGACGGCAGCGCAGCGAGCUGGAGAACAGGCUGGAACUGCUGCAGAGACAGCUCAACAGGAUGGAGUCACGGAUGUCCACAGACAUCGGGGCCAUAAUGCAGCUGCUCCAGAGACAGAUGGUGCUGGUGCCCCCGGCCUACAGCACAGUGUCUUCUCCCCCUGAACCGUCCCCCUCCUUCACCUUGAGGCCUGCAGAGCGGAUGGUGAAGCCCGUCUCACCGCUGGACUCAGAGACCCUGGCCUCCCUCUCACAGUUCUUGAUCCAAACAGAUUUUGACUACAGCCUUUCCAAGUCCUGUGAGUCUCUCCACAGUGCAGUGGAGCUGUGUCUUCUGGAGCCAACCCGUGUCCUGGAUCCAACCCCAGUCUUAGACCCUCUCCCCAAGAGUCCGCCUCUUGGCAACAGCAUCCACCCAGAGCAUCGAGCCCUGGGCUUGUCCAUCCAUACAGAUACUGAGCCCUUAAGCCUGGUCAACCAUGGGAACUUCUCAGCGCCAGGGACAGGAUUGGCCCAGUCAGACCCCUCAGAGGGCCAACGGAGGCUCUCGCUGCCAGGGAAACGCACAGCUCUGGACCUGGAGAGCCCCUGGACUACUGCACACAGAUACAGUUCUGACCCUGGGAGUUAG